Molecule: messenger RNA, 2032 nt
Organism: Serpula lacrymans var. lacrymans S7.9
Lineage: Eukaryota; Fungi; Basidiomycota; Agaricomycetes; Boletales; Serpulaceae
Exons: 9
Coding region: 754-1755 (333 amino acids)
Source: RefSeq, a predicted model, not a curated record
UGUGACACCAUGCAAUCGUCCACCAGACCUUGACACUGCCAGAACACCCUCAUACAGUUUCACCAUGCCAUAACAUCACAUUUCUUUCAUUCUAUAGCCCACCAUGAUCGCAUCACUGUUAGUGACUUUACACACGUACACAUCGGCGAAGAGCGAGCUGCCUAAACACUUGAACCUGGCCAUCAGCGGUUUCUCUGCCUAGAACCGCGCGGCUGACAACGGAACGGUUGCAAUCGAAAGCAGCUCGUAGUCCAGUAGUCACCUGUUCUGCAAGCGCGUAGAAUCAAAGACAUCUCACUAUUUUUCCAGAUGUCCCGGGCCAGCCCGCUGACCACACUGGGCCUUAUCAAAGCUACGUUAUCCCUCUUAAUUUUGGUCUCAAUCGAAGACUUAGUCGACGUAACCGUAGCAUGCCCCCACACAAACGUACGUGCGGUAUCUUGCGGUAUCGCUCGGGAGCAAGCAAGGAAGCUCUAUUGCGAUACGCGUGCCCCAGAUCCCAGAUCCCUGUAGUCUCUUGCUGUGAUUUCCGCACUCCAAACAAUAGGCGAAUCCGGCCUCUUUUGACAAAGCACCAUCAAAGAGGCAUCAAAGCCAAUCAGACAGAAGACCAGACGAGAAGGGGCAAAUAAAUUGAUCUGCAAUACUAUGUGGAUAACCAGCCAACGACGUGCGAGUUUGGACAUUGAAUGCUGUGUCAUAUAAGAAUGUGGUGCAUUUUCCGGAACGCAUAGUACGUAGCUUGCAGCGAGCAUGUCAACCGCAUCUGGGAUCCCGUUGGACACGGCGGCCAUUGCAUCAACGGUGUUGGAGGGUAUUCUCUAUGGAUUCUCUGUACUUAUGUAUGUUGGCACCAUCUGGUCUCUAACCAACGGUCGCAAGAAACACGACGUAAACAUGAAGAUGGUGGCCAUUGCCAGUGCCUUGCUCGUUCUCAGCACAGUCCAUAUGAUUAUGGACAUUAUACGUGUGGAAGAAGGUCUUGUGCAGUAUCGCGAUACCUUCCCUGGUGGACCUAACGGAUUCUUCGCGGAUGUCGCUCAGUGGAGUUUCGUCUACAAGAACGUCAUCUAUACCCUACAAACACUCCUUGGUGACGGUGUCGUUAUUUAUCGCUGCUAUGUUGUCUGGCAGUCUGCAUACAUCAUCAUAUUCCCCAUGAUCAUGUGGUGCUCCGUCGCUACUACCGGCAUAGGCUGCGUGUACACGCUCUCAAAGGCGACUACCGACUCCAACAACAUUUUCUCUAAAGAAACAGGCCAAUGGAUUACAGCAUACUACGCCUCCACGCUCGCUACGAAUCUCAUAGGCACCAUUCUUCUGGCCUUCCGCAUUUGGUCCGUUGACCGUAACGUUUCGAAUCUCCGCUCGAGACGGUCGUCGUUGGGCCCGCUGCUGCUCAUCAUCAUUGAUGCGGGUGUUUUAUAUUCCGUCACUCUCUUAGGCGCACUCGUAUGCUUCGUUUCCGCCAACCGUGGACAAUAUGUUCUGCUUGAUAUGAUUAUGCCUAUCAUCUCCAUCGCUUUCUACAUGGUUAUCAUCCGUGUUGGCAUUUCAAAAAGGCACGGUGGGCUGCACAGCACGACCGGGCGGAGUGCGAGCCACAGCCAGAUGUUGCAGGAUCAACAACAAUACUCAAUGAAGCGCGUUCAGGUGCACAUCACCAAGCUCACGGAGACGAACGAGGACGGAACGCCAUUCACGAACGACGAUUUAUCGGGUUCGCGGAAGAUGCAGAGCUACGAUGAGGUGUAGACCUGUAUGUGUAUAUACCUGGAAAGCUCGCUGUGGCGUGCGGCCAUAUGGGGAAAUGGAGAUCAUUGAGCGAGGACUCGCGUCCGUUCCGUUCCUUACACGCAGGCACGUUCCGUCCCCCUUGUAAUAGACUUAUUGUUAUUUCCUGGAUUUUUUUGUUUGUUUGUUUCAUCAAAAUCGGUGUCGCUCUGGAGGAUGAGGGUGAUUCGUAUAUCCCCCGUGUAUUAUGGCUAAUAUUAUUACGACAAAAUGAUAUUAGGUUCAAGUUUCACUUUGC